This is a messenger RNA of Oikopleura dioica, 969 nucleotides long. Lineage: Eukaryota; Metazoa; Chordata; Appendicularia; Copelata; Oikopleuridae. The record is from the annotation of a GenBank genome assembly.
AUGAAUCGAGUCAACCGACGAAGCGGCCUACAUGAAGAAAGCCUCCAGAACCUGCUCGAAAGCCAGGCAGCCGAAGCCCAACGCCGCCAAGAAGCCAUCAACCGCCAGCGGCGAGAGGAGCAGGAAAGAAAGCAGCGCCAGGAGUUCCUGAAGCAGAAGGAAGAAGCCGAGAAGCAGGAACUCGAGCGGAAGCUGGAAGAGGCAAGAAAGGAAAAGGCGAAGUUGGAAGCGAAAGCAGCAGCGCGGCGCCAAGUGGAAGAAAACACAAGAAUCCGCCAGGAAUACUUCGCGCAGAAAGAACGAGAAGAACGAGAGGCCAAGCGACGCCUGGAGACUCAACAGAAGCUGCUCGAAAAAGCCGACAAAGCCGCAGAAGCCGCCACCGGAGAAGACAAGCCACUCAGAUCCCCUCGCAUCAGCAUCUUCCAAGUGGCCGAAACCGGAGAGCGUGGAAACUACUACUACCUCACAAAGAAACAAGCCAAGCUCAUGGACAAAGCCGCCAUUCGAGAAGCACUCAACCAUCGACGAAGCGAAAACGACAAGCUCAGCGCGGAAGAGCGACAAGCAGCAAAGGAAGCCUGGUUCAGCAGCCUCAGCUUCGAGAAGUUCUCCAACUCGCAGAAGCCUGACCACAAGUUCGCCAAGUACCACCGACCAAGCGGCUGGCGAAUCAAGGACGAGCCACCCUUCAACGCCUCCAGCCUCAUCCGCAAGCACGAGAUCCGGAUGUGCCAUUAUAUCUUUGAAUUCGUCAAUUAUCGAGGCAUCAAGCGGCGAUUCAAAGAAGCUUACGAUGCCGGCCUCAUCGACCCUCAGCGUCUGGACAUCCUCAUGGUCUUCACGAUGAAGAUCGUCGGCGGGAAGCUAGUCAAGUUCAUCCGCCACAUGUUCGUCCGAUGCUUCCACGACCACAACAUCCAGCUGCCAGGCAUCAACAUCGAAGCAGCACCAUCAGCCGACUACUAA